Molecule: messenger RNA, 1554 nt
Organism: Peniophora sp. CBMAI 1063
Lineage: Eukaryota; Fungi; Basidiomycota; Agaricomycetes; Russulales; Peniophoraceae
Source: the annotation of a GenBank genome assembly
AUGGCAUACUCUGUCACAGCGCUCGAUGCGGCUGUGCUCGUCGCAGUGGCGUAUUUGACGAAACGCUUAUUAUGGCGGCCCAGACACACCCUUCCAUUACCACCAGGACCUGCCGGUGUUCCCAUCAUCGGCAACGUGCUCGAUCUACCCCAGACAGAGCCCUAUAAGACAUACGUUCAAUGGGGCCACAAGUACGGACCGAUAAUGCACGUCUCCGCCCUCGGGCAAUCCCUCAUAAUCGUGAACGACGCCUCGAUCGCAACGGAGCUCCUCGAGAGACGAGCGAAGCUGUACUCAGAGCGCCCAACACUACCUAUGGGCGGCGAGCUAUCAGGAUGGGAUCAUACGCUCGUCCUCCUGCACUACGACGAUCAAUGGCGAGCGUACCGACGUCACUUUCACACGUUUGUCGGCGCAUGGGGUGCGCUCAAACGACAUACUUCCCUGUUGGAACAUGAGGCCAGGUUGUUGGUGCAGCGCAUCUUGCGAGCGCCCGACUCGCUCGAUGAGCACAUCCGUCUGGCUGCUGCGGGUGUGAUCAUGAAGAUCACGUACGGGUAUGAUACUCUACCUGAGAAGGACCCCGUUGUCGCGACUGUAAACGAAGCGACGAGGCAGUUCGAGGAUGUCACCGAGUCUAGCAAGGUCUGGCUGGUUGAUAUCUUUCCUAUACUCAAGCAUAUCCCGAUCUGGUUCCCCGGCGCUGGCUUCCGUAAGAAGGCUGCCUUCUACAAGGACACUAUACAGAGGAUGGCACAGGAGCCCUUCGACAUCGUGAAGACACGCCUGAGAGAGCAUAUAGCAGAACCUUCGAUGGUCGCGGAUCUGCUCGAAAAAUCGGCGCACGAUGCCGACGAGGAACACGACAUCAAAUGGGCCGCGGCGAGUAUGUACUCCGGUGGUGCUGAUACUACUGUCUCGACCAUGCUGGCGUUCUUCCUUUGCAUGACUAUGUUCCCGGAGGCGCAAAGGACAGCCCAGAUGGAGAUUGAUGCGGUUGUGGGCCAUGAUCGGCUUCCCACAUUAGCAGAUCGUCCCCAUCUACCAUACAUAGAUGCGAUAGUGAGCGAGAUGAUGCGCUGGGCACCAGUCGUCCCGAUGGCCAUACCCCAUAAGCUCGUUCAAGACGAUACUUACGGUGGCUACAGACUGCCCAAGGGCGCCCUCAUUAUACCCAACGUAUGGGGCAUGUUGCACGACCCAGAAGUGUAUGCAAACCCGCAUGACUUCAAGCCGGACCGUUUCAUUGCACGAGACGGAAGACCCGCUGAACCUGAUCCCCGCCUCUGCUUUUUUGGCUUCGGUCGCAGGAUAUGCCCUGGCCGGGAGCUCGCGGACGUAAGCGUGUGGAUUGAGACGGCGGUCAUACUCGCAACUCUACGCAUCGGCAAGGCGCGCGAUGAAGCGGGCAACGAGAUCACCCCCGAAGCGCGUUUCACAAACGGCACGAUCACGCACCCCGAAGCAUUCAGAUGCGACAUCAAGCCGCGCUCGCAGCACGUAAACGCUCUUCUCACUCAAGAGCUCACGCAGCUUCAUCGCACUCGGGACUGA